AUGUCGAACUCCAGUAUCAAUGCCAACCUCACACACCCUCAUACACCGUCGUCGUCUUCAACAUUAUCACCGACGGUUCUCAAGGAAAUCCAAGAUGCAAACGUCCCCCUCUUCAUGACGGGCCUCCUCCUCCCCCACGCCCUUUGCACCAUCUUCAUCGCCUCCCGAAUAGCCUCCCGUCUCUGGGUAACUCGCAAAUGGUUCCUCGACGACACACUCAUCCUUAUCGCAUGGCUCUUCUCCACGGCCCUCUGCGUAGUCUACAGCAUCACCGCCACCACGCCCUCCCUCCUCGGCGCCCCUUCGCUAUCUUCAGCUGCCACAGCCGACACCGACGCAAACCCGUACAUCAUGCGGACCUACCUAGGCCUGAUCUACUACCAACUCGCCCUCUGCCUCACAAAACUCUCCAUCCUAGCCUUGUAUCUCCGCGUCUUCGCAUCCUCCUCCCGGCCCCGCGAACGCCUUCUCGCCCGCGCCGCCGUCGCCUUUGUCCUCCUCUACACCCUGCCCUUGCUUCUCAUGUCCUUUCUUCAAUGCAACCCCGUCCAAGGCCAAUUCUUCAGCCGCCCGGUGCCAGUAUGCUUCCGCUUCCCAGACCUCCUCAUCGCCAGCGCGAGUCUGCACUCCGCCACAGACGCCUGGCUCGUCGCCAUGGUCGUCCCCUCCGUCGCGCGUCUCGACCUCCCCCGUCGCCAAAAGAUUGCCCUCGCAGUCGUCAUGAGUCUCAGCGUUCUGGUGAUUGUAGCAAGUAUGGUCCGUCUGCAGCUCAGUCUGCACCUGCACUACCGGCCCACCGACGACGCCGGCGUCCGCAACACUCUCGGCUUCUUCGUCAUGACGGUAUUGGAAUGCGACCUUGCCGUCAUCUGCGCCAGCGCACCGACCCUCCGCCCCUUGUUGGCUCGCCUCUUCCCUUCCGUGAUGAUGAGCAGCGCAAAGCGGCGCUCACUUGAAGCCGGUGGUGCUGAGACGCAGAGCUUUGAUCUUACUAGCCUGACGUAUCACGGCUACCCCUGGACGGAACCCAGCACGCCCGCCGGGUUAGCAGCGCGGAGCCGGAACGCGAGUAUCGCGAGCCACUUGAAUAAGUUACGCAUGCCGGCGCCGCCGUUGCCGACGCUUACCAUGGCGCAGCUGGGCCCCGCGAAAUUGAGCCUGGGAAAUCUUUUGAUUACGGGUACGGCGCCGCGGAGGCCGGGGCGGAGUUGGCAUGUUGCGGAGGACGGGAAGCCGAUUCUGUUUGAGACGGCGGAGAGGAGGGGGGCGGGGGCGGCGGGGUAUAAGACGCAGGCUUCGUCGAUUUAUUCGCAGGAUAUGACGUGUAGUGGGGAUGAGUCGUGGCGGGAGGAGGAGGAGUUUGAGAAGAAGGGUGGGGUGAUUCUCAAGACUAUGAGGUUGAGCCUGAGAUCGGAGUAUGUUACGCAGAAUAAGACAGACGGAGGAGACAAGGAGACGGGAAGUGUUGACCGUUCGAGCCCGACGUCUGGAUUCAGUGGCGAUACUUGGGCCGUGGACAGGAGCAGCUCAGGGACGGCUGGGGGUGAUGGAGUCGGCGGGAGAACACGCAUAGGGAGAUUUAUGGAAGAGAUACCCCGGGAAGAAGCAGUUGAGACGCCAGAGGUUCCCAAGAGGAGCCCUUUGAGGGAUAGUCGACGAAGAUAA
Colletotrichum lupini is the source of this 1665-nucleotide messenger RNA. RefSeq lists its product as uncharacterized. Bases 1 to 1665 code for a protein of 554 amino acids. The record is from RefSeq and is a predicted model, not a curated record. Lineage: Eukaryota; Fungi; Ascomycota; Sordariomycetes; Glomerellales; Glomerellaceae. The transcript is spliced from 2 exons.